UAGGAGCUUUGUGGAUUCAAAGGAUUUGCUUUCCCCUCUCAAAGAGCCGCCAUUCUUUGAUGAUUGGGCAGCGGCAAACUUCAAAGUAAUAAAUCUUAUUUCUGACUGGCUGGCGGCCCACCAAAGUCCUUAUCAAAUUCUAAGAAGUGAUCCCUCACUCUUCAGAUAGACUGAGGAUAUAUCGGAGAGAGGAGGUACAGGAGAGUGAAGACCUGCCCCGACAAGAACCAAUUUUUCUUUCUUUUUUUUUUCUUUUUUUGCCACAUUUGGUCAAAAUUAGCGCGUUUAUUUCUUAUUAGUUUGCAUCGGGUGGAGGAGGACGCGCACCAUGGCAGCGGUGGCUGUUCUGCGGAAUGAAACACUGCAAGCUUUCCUCCAGGAUCGCACUCCAAACUCCUCUCCAGAGAACUGUAAGCACUCUCCUCUGGCGCUCCUGGCCGCAACCUGUAACCGGAUAGGACACCACCACGGAUCCAACCACGCUGAUUUCCUCCAAGUUCCUUACGAUCCCACUCUGGGCUCGCCUUCGCGUUUAUUUCACCCGUGGACUAACGAAGGGAGCCCCCAGAGCAGCUCAACUUUCGGACUAUCCUCCAAGCCUCAGCUCUCUGCGCACAUCCAGAGCUCCUUUAGCUCCCAUCACGAACUGCCCCUCACCCCUCCGGCGGAUCCCUCUUACCCCUAUGACUUCUCCCCAGUUAAGAUGUUACCUUGCUCCAUGCAGUCCCUUCAGUCCACCUGCCCCCCCACAUACGUCCCUGCCGUCAGCUACGCAGCUCCGGGGCCCAUCCCGCCCCAGAUGCCGGGUUUCGUGACGGGACCGUCCGGCCUGGUUCACCAGCCGCAGAGACAGUUAUCUCCAAACCCCGGGGAGGACAUCCCGUGGUGGAGCCUGCAACAAGGGAACCACGUCAGCCACUCUUCCUCUCUUGGUCCCCACCGCUUCCAGCUGCAGAGAGGUUUGGUGCUUGGGCACACGGACUUUGCGCAAUACCAGACGCAAAUCGCCGCCUUGCUGCACACCAAAUCCCCUCUCGCCACGGCGCGGAGGUGCAGACGGUGCAGGUGCCCUAACUGUCAGUCCUCCACCUCCAGCGACGAGCCCGGCAAGAAGAAGCAGCACAUCUGUCACAUACCGGGCUGCGGGAAGGUGUACGGAAAAACGUCUCACCUUAAGGCGCACCUGAGGUGGCACUCCGGGGAGCGGCCGUUCGUGUGCAACUGGCUGUUCUGCGGCAAGAGCUUCACCAGGUCGGACGAGCUGCAGAGACACCUGAGGACUCACACGGGAGAAAAGCGCUUUGUGUGUCCGGACUGCUGCAAGAGGUUCAUGAGGAGCGACCACCUUGCCAAACACGUCAAAACGCACCAGAAUAAGAGGAGCAAGUGCCACGAGAAGACACUUGAUCAUGUCAAGAGAGAGGACACCAGGAGUAUGUUGUAACACUGAUCACUUUGCCCAAUUUCGUACCUAGGCUUUGCCAUUUCGUACCUACAUACUGUAGAGCUGAUCAUCUGCUUAAAAGUUCCUUGACAUUUAUUUUUUUUCUUUAUUAGAAAUUGCAGAGAUACUCUAUUAUAACAAUGCACAUACUUGACUUACAGUAUUAUUUUUGGAAAAUAGAUUAUCUACUGAUCUUUAAAGAUCAAUAAGCUCUUAUGAAAACUAACCUUUUUAUCUAAUUUCCUCUUAAUAAAUCAUAAAUUAGGUUAUAAAUGACCUUAAGUAGAAAAUGAGCAGUUAAUUGAAAUCAUCAGCUGUCGGUUGUAGGUUCGAAAUGACAAAAAUGGUAAGGGAGUGAACUGACCAGCACUCUUUGAGGCUCAACACACCUUCUAGUCAAUUCAAGCAGUAGAAAUUCUAUAACAUAGUGCAAUACAGUCAGUCAUUAGUUCAAAGUGCAUAUUAAGGUGCAUUUUUGGAAGGAUAUUCGAACAUUUCGGGUUGAUUUCUUAUAUCCUGACUGUAGUUCUUAACUUUGCUGGUCUUUGCUCGGUGUGUGUAUAAAGUUUAACGAGUUCAUUUUGGGAAGAUCGAACAAGUUUGGAUUAUUCACUGUUUAUAUCACAUCACAGAAAAGACAAGUUUUACGACUUGUGUUUUGAUUCAUUGUCUUCGGUGGAAGAUUUCACUCCCCUGUAAAUUCUAUUUAAUAGCUUUUGUUGAAUGAAAGUGUUUGUUUCUUGCUCCAUAUGGAGGUGUUUUUUUUGUUUUUUUAAAGCAUGCUAUUGAAAAGAUCUGCUAUUGUUGACAUGACCCCAAAUACUGUGUGAGAAUAAAAGUUAUAAUAUUUUC
Messenger RNA from Cyprinodon tularosa, 2296 nucleotides. It is a transcript of the gene sp5a, whose product is annotated as Sp5 transcription factor a. The coding region runs from base 329 to 1444 and encodes 371 amino acids. The transcript has 2 exons. Lineage: Eukaryota; Metazoa; Chordata; Actinopteri; Cyprinodontiformes; Cyprinodontidae. The record is from RefSeq and is a predicted model, not a curated record. Gene Ontology annotation, biological process: regulation of transcription by RNA polymerase II. Gene Ontology annotation, molecular function: RNA polymerase II cis-regulatory region sequence-specific DNA binding; DNA-binding transcription factor activity, RNA polymerase II-specific.